This is a messenger RNA of Lithohypha guttulata, 756 nucleotides long. Its product is annotated as ubiquitinyl hydrolase 1. The transcript is spliced from 2 exons. Gene Ontology annotation, cellular component: cytoplasm. The record is from RefSeq and is a predicted model, not a curated record. Bases 1 to 756 code for a protein of 251 amino acids. Lineage: Eukaryota; Fungi; Ascomycota; Eurotiomycetes; Chaetothyriales; Trichomeriaceae. Gene Ontology annotation, biological process: ubiquitin-dependent protein catabolic process; protein deubiquitination. Gene Ontology annotation, molecular function: cysteine-type deubiquitinase activity.
AUGUCGCUGGAAAAUCCAGAUGUUGCAAAAACAAACAAGGCGUUCGUGCCUCUUGAAAACAACCCAGAGGUGAUGACCAGACUAGCCCACGAACUAGGUCUAAGUCAAUCUCUGCAGUUCCACGAAGUGUACUCACUGACCGAGCCUGCCCUACUCGAAUUUCUUCCACGACCAGCAUAUGCCCUCCUUCUCGUCUUUCCUGUAACAGAAACGUACGAAAAGUUCCGACGAGAAGAGGACGCUACAAGACCAGACUAUAGCGGCAAUGGCUCCGACGAGCCAGUCUUGUGGUUCAAACAGACGAUCCGUAAUGCUUGUGGUUUAAUCGGUCUGCUCCAUGCGAUAACGAACGGCGGAGCACGUGAGCAGAUCGUCGCAGGUAGUGACUUGGAGAAACUAUUAAGAGAAGCUGUUCCACUGGACCCUGUCAAGAGAGCCGAGCUGCUGUACCAAAGUAAGAGUUUGGAAGCUGCACAUGCCACAGCCGCGGCCACAGGCGAUACUCAAGCUCCUGAUGCAAAUGCAAAUGUUGAUUUACAUUUUGUUGCUUUCAUCAAGGACCAGCAAAACAACUUGUGGGAGUUGGAUGGAAGGAGAACAGGUCCAUUGAACAGAGGUAAGCUGGAUACGGACAAUGAUGUGCUCAGUGAACAGGGUCAGGAGUUGGGAGUGAGGUCGUUCUUGAGACGUGAGGAAGAAGCUGGUGGUGGUGAGUUACGGUUUAGUGUGAUUAUGCUAGGCCCUUCUAUGGACUAA